Hemicordylus capensis (graceful crag lizard) is the source of this 6002-nucleotide messenger RNA. It is a transcript of the gene ADGRD2, whose product is annotated as adhesion G protein-coupled receptor D2. The record is from RefSeq and is a predicted model, not a curated record. Lineage: Eukaryota; Metazoa; Chordata; Lepidosauria; Squamata; Cordylidae. Gene Ontology annotation, biological process: cell surface receptor signaling pathway; adenylate cyclase-activating G protein-coupled receptor signaling pathway. The coding region runs from base 1502 to 5386 and encodes 1294 amino acids. Gene Ontology annotation, molecular function: G protein-coupled receptor activity. The transcript is spliced from 30 exons. Gene Ontology annotation, cellular component: membrane.
CGCCACACACACACACACAGUGGCCCCCUGAGGAGGAGGAGGAGGAGGAGGAGGAGGGUGCCGGUGCCGGUGCCGGUGCUAGAGCGGGCGCGAGCUCGGGGAGAGCGGGCGCGGUGGUGGACCAGGGCCGGGGAGAGCCGAGUUCGAGUCCCGCCUCAGCCCCAUGAGACUGGCUGGGUGACUCUGGGCCCCUCCCUUCUCCCUCAGCCUCUCCUCCCUCACAGGGUGGUCGUGAGGAGAAACCCAAGUAUGCAGGACGCCGCCGCUCUGCCUGGGCUCCUCCUGGGAGGAAGAGCGGGAUAUGGAAUGGAGGAGGAAGAAGAAGGAGAAGGGACCCCCCCCCCCGCAGCCCCAGCCCUUGCCGCCGCUGGGGAAGCUGGGAGUUGUAGUCGUCCCCCCCCCGACUGGGUGGGAGCCCCCGCUAGCAGGGGGGAGGGGAGGCUGCCGGGAGGGGCCCCAACUGAGGGGGAGGGGCAGCGGGCAGGGCUGCCUCCCAGGCGGUGGUGUGGACUGCAACUCCCAGAAUCCCCAGCUCCAAGGGCUUUGGCUUGGGGGUGCUGCUGCUGGGAGUUGUAGUCCACACCAUCUCGAGGGGGGCCUGCUGGGGGUGGUUCCCCAGCACUUUCCCUCCUGCAGCAGGCCUUGCUUGCUUGCUUGCCUGGAGGGGCCGAGGCCUCCCAGCAGUGCCCCCCCCCCCCCGCCACAGGCAUGCCCUCCCAGAUGGGGUGGACGGACUGACUGACAGGUGUCGGCUCUUAGCUUCUCUCCAGGAUGAGGACCGGCCCUCCACUUGGCCUUGCAGGUCUCCCAGUGGUGCCUUCCUGGCUGCUGAGCGCCCUCUGCUUCUCUUGCCUUCCACUGCCCCCAGCAUGAGGGACUACAGCUCCCGUAAUCCCCAAGCAAAAGCCGUUGCAAUGGGGGAUUCUGGGAGUUGUAGUCCACACCACCCGGGAGGGGGUCCCUGUGAGAGGGGACUCUUGCGCAGGAGGAGGAGGGUGGGGGGGCGAACUCUCCGCUGCCUGGGUGGCUUCUCCGCAUGGCCAGGCAAGCCUCGCCAGGCACAGCAGGGGAAGCCGCCAGAUGCCUCCUGCCCGGGUGGCAAACUUGGAGCAGCUCCGGCCCAAGCUGGCUCAUGCACCGCACACUCCUCCUCCUCCAUGGCCUCCCCAGGAUCUUGUCCCUUCCUCUGGCCGGUUCUGCUGCCCACUGAGCCAAGAGGGACCUCUUCAGAGUGGUGAUUAACACAUCCAUAGGCACACCAGGGGUGUAGCUCUAACUGAGUGGAUGACUGGGCCAUGCUAGCUAACUGGGCCAUGCUAGCGAUCCAGGCCACCCUCUGCUGGAUUUUGGAGGCUGCUGACGGCUCAGGAAGGAGGGGCUGCAUUCAGGAGUGACUGAUUGUGGAGGGUGAAGACAAGCUUCGGAGCGCGGGAUCCAGAGAGCGCAGGACCCCGACACAGACUAAUUGCGCCCCACGCUAUAUAGAGGCCGUGCAUACCAAAUGGAGAGGAGUCGGUUCCCGCUAGCUGAAAUGCUGGAGGAACAGCAGCAAGAAAGCACAACAGACACGCCUGCUCGAACAAGGGCAGUUCAGACAGAGGCAUCAGUUGCAGCCCGUGGAAAGCUCAGGAAGACCAUGGUGACAGUUGUAAGAAACGAACUGGCUUCAGGAAAUGCACGCAAGGCCAGAGUGCCCCGCCAGUGUUGGAACGCGCCCCUGUGUCAGAGUGAAACAAAGCCCUUGGAGUUCUCACUUCCCCACCUUGUGGCCGGCCAUCCCUCCCGCCACACUGCGCAGCCGCACUGCUGGACAGCCAGAGGAACCCCAGCCCCCCCCCCGAGCUGCUUGCUGAGAGGGAGGGAGAUUUAUGGCCGCUUGGGGGAAGGAAGAAGGAGCUGGGAUCCGAGAAGCGACCCGCCUUUGGGGAUGGAGGCCCUGGCGCUGCUGGCGCUGCUGGAGGACAACAAAAGGCCGUUGCCCACGAGGAGUCGGAGGGGCAGCUCAGGCAUCCUCUCUAGAAUGGAGGUGGGCAAGCGAAGAAUCGGCAUGGUCUGCAGACGCUGGAUGGGCAGCUGCUUGCUCCUGAGCAGUCUCCUGGUGGGCAUUCCCUCCGGAAGCAGCCCGGGCUUUACUGUACCUGCUGAGAACCGCACUUCCCAAGGGUCCAGUGGCGCCCCCCUGAUCAUUGAGAUGCCAGGCGACGUGUAUGAAUACGUGGCUGCCCCUCUGGACUGGUGGCACGCAGAUGGGUAUUGCCAGCAGCGCUUUGCUCAGCUGCCCGCCGAGACCUGGGAGGGUGAGCUGGCCUCUCUCGGGAGCCGGCUGCAGGCCCACCACCCCCGAGGCACCAUCUGGCUCAAGGGCGGGGAGACCUUCCUGCAGAAGCCCCCACAGAGGCGAACCCACUCGGUGCCGGUCCUGGUGUUCAGGAACAAAACGGACACCAAGUUUGUGCGGGUCCUGGCCGACUUCCCGGCGAUGCCGGCCGUGAGCGCCUGCGCCCACAUCCAGUGGGACCCCGGGGCCGUGGAGAUCUCCACCGUCUUCUCCUACGCGGUCCCGGCCUUCAUCAACGAGUUCCAGCUGCGCGGCUUUGUGGACGAGGAGGGCUUGGUCCGCUUGGCCCUGCUCCUCCACGGGCACCACUCUCCCUACCUGCCGGUCUUCCGCAGCGACGGGCAGUGGCACCACGUCUGCCUCACCUGGCGGCAGCGCAACGGGAGCUGGGCCAUCCACGCCGACGGGAAGGAGAGGGCUGCCGCCACGGGGCUCUCAGCCUGGCAGGCCCUCGCCAGCCAGGGCACCUUCAUCAUCGGGCAGGACCAGGAUGCCCUGGGGGGCGCCUUCAAGGAGAAGGAGUCCUUCAGCGGGAACAUCACGGGCCUGCAGGUCUGGCGGCGGGUCCUCAGCAGGGAGCAGCUGGAGAAGGUGCGCUCCUGCCUCUCCGUGGAGGAGGGGCUGGUCUUUGGCUGGAGCACCGACAUCCUGGACGUAGAAGCCAGCGUCCAGCAGGCCACGGUGCAGCUCACCUGCCCAGGGCCCGUGGAAGAAUGUCGUGUCUUGAGGGUUGCCCCCGGAGGAGGCCUCACUUACGCCUCGUGCCUGCAGGCCUCGCCCUUCGCCUGCCACUACAGAAAAGAUCUCUAUUUCCUUCUGAAGAAAACCCAGUCAGACGCCGUCCCGCCACUCAUAGCUCGGGUGAACGCACGGGCAAACGCUACGGUGAUUCCCGAGAGCGUCUUCCAGGCCCAGGAGGAGGCUCAAGGCCUGACUCUUUCGGCAGCUGCUGAGCUCCUGGGGGCCGUGGAGAGGGUCCUGCGGGAGGUGGAGCCGCCCCCUCUGGACGCAGGGGCACUCCUGGGUGUGCUCCAGCUGCUGCGGAGGGUCUCGGGCGUGGAGGAGGCAGAGCAGCCGGAGCAACUGCCGGUGCUGGAGCAGUGGGGCCGGCGCUACGUUGGAAUUGCGGGGAUGCUUCUGGAGGAGCAGAACGCCCAGCAGUGGUCGGAGAUUGGGCCGAUCAUCGGUGGGCCCAUGGCGAUGGUGGGAAGCGUGGACAGGAUGGCUUCCAGCCUCCAGCGGCUGCUGAGCACUGAGAGGCCCACCGUCUCCAUCCGGAGCAAGAACGUGGGAGUGGAAGUGCGGCAGGUGACGCUCAGCACCCUGGCGGCCAGCAGCACGGCCUACGUGACGCGGGGCCAGCCAAGAGAGCAGCCUGACUGGAUUGAGGUUCCGGCGGAAGAGAUGCAGGGGCUGAGAGCAAGAGGCCUGCACCGGAUCACCAUCACCAACACCUGGUACAGCCGUGGCUCCCUCCAGCACCUUCUUGCCGGCAGCAGUCCAGUGUUUGAGGAUGCGGCGGUGUCGGACGGAGGCAGGCGGAGCUGGAGGUCCCGAGAAGUCCAUGGAGAGCCUGGCAGAGCCUGGCGGACUGGCAUUGCAGCUCUGAGCAACUCGAGGCCUCCUGCUGCUGUCCCUCCUGCGCCUGUUGUGGCGCCAAGCAGGAGCCUGUGGAGGACCUGUUGCCACACCAUUUGUGUGCUGCCUUCCGGCUGGGGCACUAGAGGGCGCCAGAAGCCGGCCCAGGGAGUCCUUCUUGCAGGAGUCCGCCAGCCUGCAGCCAAAAAGGUACCUGACCACCCAGGUGGGCUCCUCCAUCAUUUCCUCCACUCUGCUCAGCGACUACGAGGAGAUCAGUACCUCGGUGCGUUACCGUCUCCAGCACCAGGCCCAGAUUCAGCCGGACCAGCUUGUGGAGCCCAUUUGCGCCUUCUGGAACUUCAGCAGAAAUCCCACGGCAGGGGGCGAGUGGUCCUCCACGGGCUGCUCCGUCGUCUCCUCCUACGCGGAGUCCACCGUCUGUGCCUGCAGCCACACCACCCACUUUGCCGUCUUGCUGCAGGUCUACGAAGUGCAGAGGAGCGCGGAGGAAGAGGCGACCCUGAAGACCCUCACUUUUGUGGGCUGCGGGGUGUCGUUCUGCGCCCUGAUCGUCACCUUCGUCCUCUUCCUGGCAGUCGGAGCGUGUGUUUUGCCGUCACGGCCUUCCUGCACCUCUUCUUCAUGGCCGCCUUUGCUUGGAUGCUGGUGGAGGGGCUUCUCCUGUGGAGCAAAGUGGUGGCUGUGAACAUGAGCGAGGACCGGCGGAUGCGCUUUUACUACGUGACCGGCUGGGGGCUCCCUGUCCUUAUUGUGGGCGUGACCCUGGCCACGUCGUUCAACAACUACGUGGCAGACAACCACUGCUGGCUGAACGUGCAGACGGACAUCAUCUGGGCCUUUGUGGGGCCCGUCCUCUUUGUCCUGACGGUCAACACCUUUGUGCUCUUCCGGGUGGUGAUGGUGACGGUCUCCAGCGCGCGGCGGCGGUCGAGGAUGCUGACGCCCAACAGCAGCCUGGAGAAGCAGAUUGGCGUCCAGAUCUGGGCGACUGCCAAGCCGGUCCUGGUCCUGCUGCCUGUCCUUGGCCUCACCUGGGUGUGUGGCGUUCUGGUGCACCUGAGCAUCACCUGGGCGUACAUCUUCAUUGUCCUGAACUCUCUCCAGGGCCUCUACAUCUUCCUGGUCUACGCCAUCUACAACAGUGAGGUGCGAAACGCCAUCCAGCGGAUGAAAGAGAAGAAGAAGGCCCUCUCCUUCACGAACUGCUCGCACCCCCUCAACUACCUGUCGAGCCCAAGGAACACCUCCUGGGAGAUGGGCAAGCUCAGCCCCUCCACCCCGGAGGACACAGCCUCUCCCUCCGUAGAGAAGGACCCGGGGACCCGGAACAGCGGCAGCAAGGGGAACUUCAGUGCCAAAAUGCCGACCAGAAUCGUGUCCCGGAUGUCACCCGAGAGGCCGAGGCCGGCUGUGCAGCUGACCGCAUUCAAAUCCUCAGGUUUCUGAGGGGAGCCGCUCCGGAUCAGGCCCAAGGAAGCCUCUCCAGCCCAGCAUCCUCCCUCCCCCCCGGCAACACAGUGCGAUUGGGGAGGACUUGCUUUGGGCCGAAGAAGAAGAAGAAGAAGAAGCGAGGCUGGAGGAAGGCGGCUGGGGUGCCUGCGAGAGACCAGGCCUGAGGGGCUCCAUCCGCUCGGGCAGCAGGCGGACCCUCUCGCUUGGGCCCCGAGCCAUUCUGGCUCUCCCGGGGGCCUCCCUCCCGCCGGCGCGGCCUGGCAGCUCAGACCCUCCGCCGUGGGCCUGGACCGGGGCCUGGUCCCCCAGCAGGCAGAUCUCCUGCAGAAGCCCCAGUGGGAGCAAGGGGGGCCCGCCCGAGCAGCUGGUGCUUGCGGGGAACUUCUCCUGGGUGGACCAGGCCCCCUUCCUCCCCCCCCCCCACUUCUCAGGACCUGAGCUGUGUGCCCCCCCCCCGCCCCCCCUCACCCGGCAGUCUCCUGCUGGCCACCCUCUGCCCGCCUUGCCCCCUCCGGGGCUCCCUUCUGCCCAGGCUGCGGCAGGGACCGCCCCCCCCCCCCGUAGCUGGACGACACACUGGCGGAUUAAACGCACUUCCGGAUGCCGCCUG